Ficedula albicollis (Collared flycatcher) is the source of this 1546-nucleotide messenger RNA. RefSeq names its product G protein-coupled receptor 6 (gene GPR6). The transcript is spliced from 4 exons. Gene Ontology annotation, biological process: G protein-coupled receptor signaling pathway. Gene Ontology annotation, molecular function: sphingosine-1-phosphate receptor activity. The coding region runs from base 1 to 1452 and encodes 483 amino acids. NCBI's taxonomy places the organism in Eukaryota, Metazoa, Chordata, Aves, Passeriformes, Muscicapidae. Gene Ontology annotation, cellular component: membrane. The record is from RefSeq and is a predicted model, not a curated record.
AUGGAAAUUGCUGACUCAUGUUUGAUGACACAGAGGUUGCCCAGAAGCCCCCGGGUCUGGGAUGAAACAGACUGCAAAAAAAUUCGUCUGGAGCUCCAGAGGCUGGGAAGCGCCAAUCAGGAAUUGUCGAUCUUUUCCCACCUUGCAAAUGAACUAAUCUUCUCACCUAAUAUUAGCAAGCCCCACCUGGCACAUCAGCCUGUGCCUGGGGCUGGUUCCCAAGGAGAUGAGCAGUGGGCUGCAGGGUGGCAGGAGCAGUGCUGGACAUCAGCUCCUUCAGCACCUCCUAGUGAUCCAUUGCUGUUCGGGCACAUUUCCAGCCGGCGGAGCCCGGAGCUCCCGCUGCGCUCAGAGCCCCCACAGCAAGCGCUGCACGGACGGCACCCACCGCGGGAGAACCGCGGAGGGGAGCGGGGAAGCAGCGGGAGAGGCGGCUCCUUGUGUGUGUGUGAGAGAGUGUGUGUGCGUGCCCACCCCGCUCUCCCGCCGCCCCGAACAGCCCCUCCGGCCCCCCUGCCGGCCGGCGGCGGCAACGCCUCGCUGGAGCUCUCGUCGCGGCCCCCCGCGCCCGCCGCCCUCAACCCCUGGGAUGUGAUGCUCUGCGUGUCCGGCACCGCCAUCGCCUGCGAGAACGCCCUGGUGGUUGCCAUCAUCUGCUACUCGCCCGCCCUGCGCACCCCCAUGUUCGUGCUGGUGGGCAGCCUGGCCACGGCUGACCUCCUGGCCGGCCUCGGCCUCAUCCUCAACUUCGUGUUCCAGUACGUGAUCCGCUCCGAGACGGUCAGCCUGCUGACGGUGGGCUUCCUCGUCGCCUCCUUCGCCGCCUCCGUGAGUAGCUUGCUGGCCAUCACGGUCGAUCGCUACCUCUCUCUCUACAAUGCCCUCACGUACUACUCGGAGAGGACGGUGCUCUGCAUCCACACCAUGCUGGCGGGUGCCUGGGGGGUCUCCCUGUGCCUGGGGCUGCUGCCCGUCCUGGGCUGGAACUGCCUCCACGACCGCACCUCCUGCAGCGUCGUCAGACCCUUGACCAAGAGUAACGUGACGCUGCUGUCUGCCUCUUUCUUUCUCAUUUUCCUCAUCAUGCUCCAUCUCUACAUCGAGAUCUGCAAGAUCGUCUGCAGGCAUGCCCACCAGAUAGCUCUCCAGCAGCACUUUCUGACUGCUUCGCACUAUGUCACCACCAAAAAGGGAGUCUCUACCCUGGCUAUCAUCCUCGGGACUUUCGGAGCCAGCUGGCUGCCUUUUGCCAUCUACUGUGUGGUGGGGGAUCCCGACUACCCUUCUGUGUACACCUAUGCCACGCUCCUACCCGCUACCUACAACUCCAUGAUCAACCCCAUCAUUUAUGCCUACAGAAACCAGGAAAUCCAGAGGUCCAUGUGGGUGCUCUUCUGUGGCUGCUUUCAGGCUAAAGUGUCCUUUCGCUCCCGGUCCCCCAGCGAUGUCUGAGUGACUUUGUCAAACUGCACCCAGUGACAAUCCACCCAGUGAACUAUUACAGUGCCUGUUCUUAACUUCAAACUACGUCGUGAAGUCAUUGGAA